AGAAAUCGAGAAGCUUAGAUGUUUCGGGAGCGGUUUGUGCAUAAUAUAAUUAAAUAUAAAGUUGAUUGAAUUUAUUUAAUUAAUAAACAAUACUAUAAAUAAUUCAAGUGACAUAAAAUAUAUUCAUACAUUAAGUGAGUUAAACAUAAUAGAGUAGUGUGCUCAGAAAAGCACCAAGAGUUGGUCCAAUUGGAUUUUUGUUAUAGUUACUUCUACCACAUUCCGCAAAGAAUUAAAAAUGGGUAAACCUCAGUCUGAACGACUGAAUAACGAUGAGUUUCUUAAGUUGAUUCCACAUCUUCAUGCAGAUGAAAUCAUUAAUAUCGAAAUAAAGUUGAGUGGAAUAUGGAAUCCAAUGGUUGCUAUUACAAGCAAAAGUCAAAAACCAAAUUACUUGAUUUGUAAUUUGUGCAAACAAAAUCUAAAUCUUUCUGAAUUUAAGAGACAUUUACAAAGUACUAAUCAUAUAGCUGCACUUCCAACUGUAGAGCAAUUUUUUCAUCCUUAUUAUACGUAUGAUAAGAGUUCAGAGAAACUGGCAAAGGGUAUUGAUGUAUCGGAUGAGGAGUUGAAAGAGGGAAUUGAUAAAGCAGUUGAAGCUAUUAAAAAAAUUGAUAUGAAAAAGUUUGAGAAACAAAAGAGUCUUGCUUUACAGUUAUACGAGGAGGAAUCAAUAAAAUUGAAAAGAAUUAUUACACAGCUUGCGUUAAAAACAGAUGCUAAAACUCCCCCUCAAAUCUUCGUUGACGUAACACUCUCUUUAACUGAGAUGUUGCAAUUAGAGUUUAGUGACCAGAAGGAUGUUUGGAAAAAAAUGUUGAUAACAUCUACACCAGCGCGUUUAAAUGGAAAUUACACUUGUGUUAUAUGUUCCAAAAAUUUAUCUGGAAUUAUAACGGUCAAUGCCCAUUUCAAUGGUUACACACAUAAAGUGGCACAGUUAGCUACUUUGGGAGUACGCCUUCGACAAAAGAACAAUUUAACUAAAAAUUGUAGUUACCAAUAUGAAACUAAGUAUUCUGUGCAAGUUAAUAAAACCGGAAAAGAGUUCUUUAAAAAGGAAGCGUUGGCAAAAAUUAAUGAAAGGAGUAACUUCAAAAAAGAUGAUAAACCCAAAAAUGAAAAUAAUGACGAAAACGAAGGUGGAAAGAAAGAUAGAUUUCUAGAUAGUAAUUCAAAGCUCCCAGCUUCAUUAGCAGAAAAGGCAAAUAUCUUAGCAAGAUUGGCAAAAACUAAUAUGCGAGAUGAUAAGAAUGAAAAACAUCUUAAAAAAAUUGCUGAAGAGGGUUUAAUAGGAGUAGAAUAUGUUGCCAAAUAUUCAAAAUCUGCAAACGCAACACCUAUGUAUGAGUGUUGUCUCUGUGAAGUUGAGUUUAAUGAGGGAUGUAUGCAGUUUCAUCUUAAUGGUUAUAAUCACCGAAUGAAAUACUGUGAGAAGCAUUAUCCGGUUACUUUAAAUAAGUACAAAGAUAAAAUUGGUCAUUUGAAAUAUCAGGAAUUUAUACGUGUAAUGACAGAAGUACUUUCAAAGCUCGCUGUAGCUAUUGAAAAUUAUCAUGGUCGUGCUGUUCCAAUAUCUAUACCUGAAAGGGAAUAUAUUCAAAAUAGGCACGAUAUAGUUGCUCAUUUAUAUAGUUUGCCCCAUGCUUCAGAAAAGAAUGGACCGUCUUUUGAAAGGGUUGUUAAACUAAACGAUAUAGCAACAAUUAAACACGCAAAAGCAAAAAGUGUUCCAGCUAUUGAAAAGAGAGACCUCUUUGGCAGAUUUGCCACUCAACCAACGGGAAAAACAUAUUUAGAUGAACCCUGCUAUGCUCCAAACCGUGAAGAAGUUCGUUUUAAAUCGUCACGGUCACGUGCUGAGAAACGUCGUCGAUCUAGAUCUCCAACAGAUCGUUCUCCUGAAGGUAAAUCUAAGUCAUAUAGAGUUGACCGCAGUCCAAUACGUAGAAAUUUUGACCCGAGAGAUAUUUGGAAAAUUUAUCGUGAAGAGGUCUCGAAAGCUGCUAGCCAAGUAGAAAUUAUUUUUAAUGAGUAUCGAAAUUAUCCAGAAAGUUAUCCUAUGUAUGAUGAGGAAUGGAAUCGCUUUUGGAAACGCCGUAAGGAAGAACUUACAGCUCAAGGAAUCGAUCACAGGGGAUAUAAUUUUCAACCAGAUUGGGUGUUUUUCUUUAAAGAGCGUUUAGAACAGCUUUUUGGAGAGGCUUUACAUAAGUCACAAGUAGAAGUACGAAUGCGGUUAAAUAUACCCCUUGAUGCAGAGGAAGACAGUCAGCCAGAAAUGAUAUCAAAUCAACCAAAACGAUCGUCAGUUUCAAAGGCAUUUAAUCCUCCUGCUAUAAUAGCCUAUCCACAUUUAGGUGUUCAGCAGAAGGAACUUAAAUCUCCACAGAUGGAUACUGAAGAAAUUCCUAUUAAAUCAGUUGAGCCCAUAAUGGAUGACAGGCCAAAUGUUAUCCAUGUAUUGCGUCUUAUGACAGCACUUGAAGAUCAUCUGGGUAGUUUAGGUGGUAAAAUUAUGGAUUUACUAACCAAAGCUCUAAUAUUAGAGAAAAAUUGUCCAAAUGAUGCAGACGAACUUGGAAAAAAAGUUCUAAAUGCAGAUAAUUGUGCACUUUUGGAAACUGCUAUGGAAAAGCUUAAAGGAAUUUUGUUUGCUGGCUUGCUCGAAAAGAACAAAACGCAGAGUUUUAAUAAGGUUAUACAAUAUACUGCAAACCUUCUGGAACAUGCUGAAAACAUGGGUUGGCGUAAAGCUAUGAGUGAGUUUGCCGAUAAACCGGAAAAUAAGGAACUUCGUAAUUUACUUGAAGUUAUGCAGAAUAAAGGCGCUGAUCUAACAUCACAAGGACAGAAGUCUUUAUCCGAUACUUUAAUGGCACUUUUGAGAAAUCAAAAAAAAGAGAAAAACAUUAAUGAAGGUUCGGAUUCAUCUGAGUAUGAUAAUCGUCAACAAGUUGAUACCUUAAAUAUGGGUCGUCCAAAUCAAAAUGUAAAUUCGAAUCGAAACUUUGGUUCAGAUUUAAAUGAUCGUUAUAAGCCAAAUAAUCCUUUGCCUAGCCUGAUGAGUUUAGAUGGUAAUAACAGAAAUUCUAGUUUACAAUCCACAUCAACAAACAUAUAUCAGAAUAAUGAUCAUCUAGCUUUUAAACAACAAGGACCUAGUGGCAGACCUAAUGUUGGAGGUGGAAGUGGUAGGAAUGACUAUAACAAUCCUAAUUUUAACAACUCGUCAAACUUCAUGGGCAACCCCAAUAAUCCAAUGAAUAAAAAUUUAUAUGGAGGCAACAUUAAUCCCAACAACAUGAACAAUAUGAACAACAUGAACAAUAUGAAUAAUAUGAGUAACAUGAUGAACAUGAGCAGUGGUAAUGGAAUGGGCACCAACAAUAGCAGCAAUUCUGGUGGCAGAUUUAAUUCUGGUAGUUUUGGACCACAAAAUAUGGGCAAUAUGCCUAAUAUGGCUAAUAUGGGUGUAGCGAUGAAUAGACCUAAUGAAUUACAGCGUAAUCCGUUUGCUGGUGAUGGGCCAGGAAAUGUUGGAAGUAUUAACUUCUAUAAAACAAUUCCAAACCAAAAUCCAAAUCAACAGUGGCCAUCUAAUAAAUCUAAUUGGUUACAAUAUUCAAAUAACCGGAGUGGCAAAAAUCUAUAAUUAAGUAAAAGUAUUAUCAGUCAAAACUAAUUAACAUUAUAAUAAUGUCCUCAUAAAACUGAAAGUUCAAGAAAAUUAAUAAAAGCUGCCACACGGUAAAAAUGUUUAUUUAUUUUUCU
Molecule: messenger RNA, 3774 nt
Organism: Teleopsis dalmanni
Lineage: Eukaryota; Metazoa; Arthropoda; Insecta; Diptera; Diopsidae
Exons: 2
Coding region: 239-3655 (1138 amino acids)
Cellular component (GO): precatalytic spliceosome
Molecular function (GO): double-stranded RNA binding; single-stranded RNA binding
Source: RefSeq, a predicted model, not a curated record